AUGCCGUACUACCGAGCAGCCUGCGAUGCUGUCACCGACGGACUGCUGUCCGCUUCUGCCUCUAUCGUCACCUCUGCCCAGUGUGUGCUGGAUCGACUAAAGGACGCUGCGUACGACGGCCUGGCGGCCGCUAUACAGGCGCUUUUGCCUCGGCAGCCACGAUGGCGCCUGCCGCGACCAUCCUGGCGUCAGUCGCGACGGAGGCGGGCGAAUACAAACGUAGCUGUUGCGGCGGUCCGAUGGUUCGUUCAUAGGGGCCCGCAGUCGGAUCCAACAGCGGCGGCGGUGUUCCGGAGAUACGCACCAGAUCCACCCGAUCCAAAUCUCCAACCGCUGGUCUCGUGCCUGCCUUUGCUGGGCCCUUCCACCAGCCUCAGCAGGCUCAGUAUCGUCACUGCGUACGACAUCACAGAGGAGGAUCUCCACCUUGUGCGCAAGUCCUUUCCUCGUCUGACAGCGUUGGCGUUACAAUCCCACAAGGACGUCACCCUGGACUUCACACCCGUCGUGCUGACCUCCCUGGAUUGCCUGCUCACCGACGAGUCACCGGGAGUGGCCCCCGUGGCGGCGGAGCCGGCCCUUCCGUCAAUGCUGCCGUCAUCGCUGCCGCCGCCACCGUCAUUGCCGUUGAGGACCCUUGUCCUGAGCGGACUGCGCUGCGACUGGCAGCCGGGCGAGGGUGGUCUCGGAGCCCUAACCGGACUUCGUACACUUGUACUGCACAAAGUAGUGUGCCGUCUGCACCGACUUAUGCCGCAAAUUAAGGCGCUGACUCAGCUUACGCGCUUGGAGCUGCGGGGCCUGGACUAUCACCACUCACUUCCCCUGGACUCAACCGACGUGAAGCUCCUGGAGACCAAGAAUGACUUCCUUGAAGAGCUUGCGAUGCGGGCAGUGGGGCGGGCGGUUAGUGGCAUGGCGGACUUGCGGGCGCUGGUUUGCGAUGUGGAGUGCCCUGCGGGGCCGUUGGUGCACCCGGCGCGACCGACCAUGGGGCUCUCCCCGGAUCCCACUCCCCGGAGAAGCUUCAGUGGGCGGGAUCCCUGGGCCUUACUAUUAGAUGGCGUUACCAAGCUCCGAAAACUAGAAGAGCUGUGGCUGCCGUACAUGGUCCUGAACCGUCCCGCUCAGCUGGACGAGCUGGCGGCGGCGCUGACGGGACUGACGUCCUUGGAGCUCGCAGCGCUCCCGCCGCCGCCGCCGCCGCCGCCGAAGUCGCCAGAGCCGCCAUCGUCACCCCCGAUGUCAAUCGAAGAACUGCUGGAGCGCCGCCGACGCAUCGACAGCGCCAAGGCCGAAGUUUUGUGGAAUCUCUACAUCCCGUUGGGAGCUGUCGGCACCGCCGCUGCCGAUGGGAAUAUGUGUCGUACGGGUGCCGUACAAACGCGACAGUUAGGGAGGCAGCAGGGGGGGGCGGGGGGAAAGACGGGGCCGGCCUGCCAAGGCGCACUCAGCCGAGUGUCGGAUGUGGCCCUCGCGCUGAGCCAGGUCUGGAGCAACCUGGCUCGCAACCGUCAGCCUUCCGUCAACACCAGCCCGCGUGAUAACCAGCAGGGUAACCACCGUCAUUGCUGCCACCAGCACCACCGCCGCCAACACCGCCACGAUAACAGUGGCAACAAUGAGGGCGCAAACAACGACGUCGACAACAGGAACGAGAAUAUCAGGAAUAACGAGGAACGAGGAGGAAGCGCUGGCUUGCUUGCGGUACGACUUGGUUUUAAAGCUUGUUGCGGAUUUAGGAUAUUGGGGCUUCCUUUCCAGAAAAAACCGACACGCCUCUUACACCAACUUCCAACUUUCAACAACAACAACAACAAGAAUAAAAAUAACAACAACAAUUCGAUAAUCGGGGUGUUCAUGUGGUUCAUGUGGACUAUUUCCACCACAGCAGUGCCCUUGUACGGCAGCGGAGUGUUUCAACGCAAUGCCAAGUCUCGAGGAGUUGCGCGUAAAGGUGAUUGGCGAAAGAAACUGAGCAUGUGUGUUUCACGCCGGCCGGAGUACUUAACAGCGACACUGUUGCACACCGGAGUACUUAGUACGCAGCGUGACUGGGAACUGCGUGUCUGUUUGUAUGUGUUCAUGCCCGCUCGCCCCUUGCCGCCGGGGGCUACAGCGUACGACGAUGCCUGGCGGUCGUACAAGAGUGUCCGAGUGCCGCUGAGUUUCCUCAGAGCGCUUUCUCGCGCAUUGCGGGUCGUGGACUGCAAUUCCCUAGACGGCUGGUGCUCGCCAGACGGUGCCGUACACCCUCGCGAUGCGUUACGCCAGGCGCGGGCCACCCUGGCAGCUGAAGGCUCCCGUACACUGCUGGUUUCGGAGGCCGAGGAAUGGGCAGCGCGGGUCAUGGGCCUGGCUCCAGGCCUGGAGGCGACGUGGCGACGGGGGACCGGGUACACCACCACGAACGGCUGCAGCUACUACGGCGACGGCAUCGGGAGUGGCGCGCCCCUCUGCGUCCCGGACCUCAAGAUGCAUCCUCAGCUCACCAUCGCGGAUUCCACACCAACCGCCACAACCAUCAGCAAUAAUGAAACAUACACCGCUCAGCUCUGCCACACUCCGCAACUCCAGCCCAUCCAUGCCAACUGCUCCAGCAAGACUGCCCAUGUAUACAUCUUUAGAUUUGAUUUAACAUACGCUGUACAAGAGGUAAAUUUUGAAAACUUGGACCAAGCUCUUAAAACGUUUUAG
This is a messenger RNA of Volvox carteri f. nagariensis, 2697 nucleotides long. RefSeq lists its product as uncharacterized. The coding region runs from base 1 to 2697 and encodes 898 amino acids. The record is from RefSeq and is a predicted model, not a curated record. NCBI's taxonomy places the organism in Eukaryota, Viridiplantae, Chlorophyta, Chlorophyceae, Chlamydomonadales, Volvocaceae. The transcript is spliced from 12 exons.